Messenger RNA from Spirometra erinaceieuropaei, 1380 nucleotides. The record is from the annotation of a GenBank genome assembly. Lineage: Eukaryota; Metazoa; Platyhelminthes; Cestoda; Diphyllobothriidea; Diphyllobothriidae.
AUGAGGAUUCGCUUACAGCCUGGUAGGAGACCUCAAGGUAAGCGACCACCAGGCAAGCUGAAUAUUGCUUUGCUGUCGUUGCCUGCUCACCAUCUCCAUUUCACCAACGAAUUAGCUCAAAGGCUAGCCAAUCUUCCAGUCGCCUCUGAUGCCUCCGUUGAGGAAACCGCCUCCGUGGAGAACCGAUGGUGUCAACUGAGGGAAGCCGCCCAGUCAACUGGCCUGGCUGUCCUCGGUCGCGCACAUCGCCAACAUCAGGACUGGUUCGAUAAAAAUGACGUCGCUACCAGCAACUUAUUCGCCGUGGAGGACCGACUGCAAAAAGCCUAUGCCAACCGCUCCACCGACGAAAACAAAGCAGCCUUCUACCGUUGUCACCGUCUUUUGCAACAGCGGUCGCGGGAGAUACAGGAGGACUGGACGGUUCGCAAGGCCGAAGAGAUUCAAGAAUACGCGGACCGCAACGAAUGGAGGAACUUAUUCGUCGCGAUCAAAGGCGUCUACGUUCCGCCAACCAAAGGUACUACUCCUCAACUCAACGCCGACAGCAGUACCCCACUUACCGAGAUACAAACUCUACAGAGAUGGGUCGAGAACUUUAGAGGUGCCAUCAACUGUCCCUUCACUAUCUCCGACGCCGCAAUCGCCCGUCUACCUCAAGUGGAGACCAACAGCGAGCUCGACCUCCCGCCCUCUCACCACGAAACCAUCGGGACCAAGCAACAUCCCUCUAGGGGGAAAGCACCCGUCUCGGAAGCAAGCCCUACUGAGAUCUACAAGCACGGUAGUCACCAACUGAUGGAUCUUCGGGCGGCGGUCUUCCAGAAGAUGUGGCUUCAAGGACACGUCCCGCAGUAUUUCAAAACGCCACAACCGUCUAUCUCUAUAAGUGGAAUGCUAAUUGUCAGCUCUAUGACAAGCACUGAGGCAUCUCCUUCCUCGACAUCGCCGGGAAAUCCUUCGCUCGUAUUCUUCCCAACGGUCUUCAAUAACCAUCUGGAACAGGGUCACCUGCAAGAAAGACAGUGCGGCUCCCACCGUCAUCGCGGAACCACUGACAUGAUCUUCACCGUCCGCCAACUGCACGGGAAGUGUUGGGAGAUGCUGACCCACCUGUACUCUACUUUCAUGGACCUGACGAAAGCCUUCGACGCGCUGAAUCGCGAAGAACUGUGGAGAAACAUGCAGAAAUACGGCUGUCCCGAACGAUCCACUCAAAUGGUGAGUCAGCUCCACGAUGGAAUGGCGGCGCGCGUCACGGACAAUGGGGCUGUCUCAAAGGCAUUCGCAGAGACCAAUGGUGUAAAACAGAGCUGCGUCCUCACGCCUACCCUCUUCAGUCUCAUGUUCUCUGCCAUGCUAAUGGACGCCCAACCGUGA